AGAGGAGAAACUUAAUACCUGGGGGCUGAGGGGGUAGAAGGCUUUGCUUUCUCAGGUCGGGAUGGUUUGGAGCCCAUCUAAAUGGGCAGAGAUGUGACCUGUGGGAUCCACCUUCUGCUUUUCUUCAGUCUGAGAACUGCUCAUAUCAUUUCUGGAACUUGCAAAGCUUCCUGGGUGGCAGAUGGAUGAGGCCUUUUUGGAACCCAUCAAACUAAUGAGUGCUUCUGUCCAAGGGUGACCUGCCUUUGGAGGAACCCUGAGCUCCUUACCUGACAAGGAGAGGUUUGUAGCAGCAGAAGUCCUUCUGCUCUUGGAGCAAAGAGUUGUCAACAGGAAUAGCUGAUGUGAUCACAGAGGGAAAGUGCUUUGGGCUAAUUCAGAAAGGAGGGAGCUGCUUGCUUUUGACCAUCUUGUGGACUCUUCUAGGGCCAUUUUUCUUUGGACAGUGCUGAAAAUAUGUGAGUGAAUCAAGAUGCUCUCUUGUUGUGGGAUUUCAGCUGUGAGCUUUCCUAUCUGCUACCUGAAACCAACAGCGGACAAAGGACAUUGUAUUUGUUAGAGGAAAGACAAGGUUACUUACUCUAGGUCUCUGGAAACAAAAACAAUGCUCCUUUCCCCUUUCCUUUCAAGGGCAACGUACGGAGAGAAAAAGAAUUGUCCCAUGUAAACACAAUUCAGGAUUCCAGCAACUUAAUGGUAAUGUUGCCCAUGCAGAUGGAGUGAAAAACUGGAGAGCAGUGCUUGUUGGAUGGACGUGAAGAUGCCAUCAGCGUCUUCAAAACCCUGGGCCCUGCCUGUGAACUUAACAGAGAGACCUGUCUGCAAAAUUGUUCCAAGUAGACCUCAGCCCCGCUGCUUCCUUCUGCCAGUGGGUUUGGAGCUCUGGGUGUAUGUUCAGAAAAUGCGCAACCUGCAGAAGAAGAGAAUGGAGGCAUCCUGCCUCGAACUGGCCCUGGAAGGAGAGCGCUUGUGCAAGGCUGGGGACUUCAAAGCUGGGGCAGCCUUCUUCGAAGCAGCAGUGCAGGUGGGGACAGAGGACCUGAAGACUCUCAGUGCCAUCUACAGCCAGCUGGGCAAUGCCUAUUUCUACCUAAAAGAGUACUCCAAGGCCUUGGAGUACCACAAACACGACCUUACCCUGGCCAGAACCAUCGGGGACCGCAUUGGAGAAGCCAAGGCAAGCGGCAACCUCGGGAAUACAUUGAAAAUACUUGGGCAGUUUGAUGAAGCUGUCGUUUGUUGCCAGAGACACUUGGAUAUUUCUCAGGAGCAGGGAGACAAGGUAGGUGAAGCCAGAGCACUCUAUAAUAUAGGAAAUGUUUACCACGCAAAAGGAAAGCACUUAUCUUGGAACAUGGCCCAAGACCCAGGCUACCUGCCUCAAGAAGUCAAGGAGACGCUACAGAAAGCUUCAGAAUAUUAUGAGAGGAACCUGUCCCUGGUGAAGGAGCUGGGGGACAGAGCUGCACAGGGCCGUGCUUAUGGCAACCUCGGCAACACCCAAUACUUGCUUGGCAACUUCAGUGAAGCUAUAGCCUUCCACAAGGAGCGCCUUGCUAUUGCGAAGGAGUUUGGGGACAAGGCAGCUGAGCGGAGAGCGUACAGUAACCUGGGCAAUGCACACAUCUUCCUCGGGAGGUUUGACAUCUCUGCUGAGUAUUACAAGAAAACGCUCCAGCUCUCCAGACAACUCAAAGACCAAGCAGUAGAAGCCCAGGCUUGCUACAGUCUUGGGAACACGUACACACUGCUUCAAGACUAUGAAAGAGCAAUCGAGUACCAUCUAAAACACUUGGUGAUAGCACAGGAGCUAGGAGACAGGGUGGGAGAAGGAAGAGCCUGCUGGAGUCUCGGAAAUGCCUAUGUCUCCCUGGGGAGCCAUGAACAAGCUUUGCACUUUGCAAGGAAACAUCUUGAAAUCUCCCAAGAGAUCGGGGACCGGAACGGUGAGCUGACGGCACAGAUGAACAUGGCCCAGCUCAAGUCGGCCCUUGGCUUGAGCCCCGGGGAUGAGGACAUGGGUACAGCUCAUCACUAUUCUGGCUAUGAAGCACAAGGAGCCAGGCCAAAGAGACUCCAAAGGAACAGCAUGGACAGCUUAGACCUCCUGAAGUUCCCUUCUGAAAAGGACCAGAAUGGGGACAGCCAUCACGUGGGAGACAUGAAGAUCUCGGGAAAAGAGUUCUUGUCACUACCUGCAAGGUCAAAGAAAUACCGGGAGCACCAAUCCAGUUCAGAGAGAAAGUCCCAGGGGUCGAGUACAUCGCCACUGGAUACCAGUGAAGUCCGAGUCCAGGUGUCACAGUCGAAAAUCAACCGGACCCCUUCGGAUGAGGAAUGCUUCUUUGACCUGUUGAGCAAGUUCCAGAGCAACCGGAUGGAUGAUCAGCGCUGCCCGUUGGAAGAAUGCCCAUCGGAGGCUGCAGAGGCGGCUGCCACACCGGUCCCUGCCCUGGAAGAGCGGAUAUCGCAGUCCUCCCUCAUGGCGUCUCCGCAGACGGAGGAGUUCUUUGAUCUCAUCGCCAGCUCCCAGAGCAGACGGCUGGACGACCAGCGUGCCAACGUGGGCAACCUGCCUGGCCUCCGGAUAACGCACAACAACCUGGGGCACCUGCGCGUGGAGGGGGAUGCCCAGGAGCCCGGGGACGAGUUCUUCAACAUGCUCAUGAAGUGUCAGUCCUCCAGGAUAGAUGACCAGCGCUGUGCACCCCCAGACUCCAUCCCCCGCGGCCCCACCAUGCCGGAUGAAGAUUUCUUCAGCCUCAUCCAGCGCGUCCAGGCCAAACGCAUGGACGAGCAGCGGGUAGAUUUGGCCUCGGCCCAGGAGGAGGCAGCAGAGGAGCAGCAGAGGCCUGGUUCCAGCUAAGAACUGGGGUUUGGUUUGAUGGGGGGUUGGUUUUGGUUUAAUUUUGUUUUGUAAAAAAAAAAAAAAAAAAAAAAAAAAAGCGUAGGGGGUUUCCCAAAGCUGUCCCAAGAGCUGGCCCCGGGACACGGGGAGCUGCGCCUCCGUUGUGCUGCACCCGCCUGCUCUGCAGAGGCUGUUACAGGGAGGCCCACGAAGUGGGGGACAGUUUUUAAACAAGGUGUUUUUUAGGACACACGGCCACUGUAACACCAGGCACAGCACAAGGGAUGAAGACUUUGGCAGCCCCUUUCGCUUCUCACCUAAAAAUCCAGGAACUUUUGCUGUCGGCCAAAGGAGGAGCCCAGAGCGUGGGUAGUUAACUCCAGCCUUGAUGUCUUUUAUUUCCACAACACUUUUAAUGGGGGAAGGGAAAAGCACCUUUUCCAUUUUGAAGUGCUCCUGUCUUGCCUGCAUCACGAGGUGACACAAAUUGUUCUGGAUCCUCCCCUUGGAACAUCUCGCUCAGCUUUGUUCUUUCUACAGGAGGAAACGAGCCCAAGUCAGAGGCCACACCAGCCCUUUUAAACCUCACCCCCACCUCUGCUGCAGUCGUGGUCCCACACACCUUAAAAGUUCAUGUUGGGUUUGCUGAGGACUCUGCAGUGAGCCCUGUGUCACCCCCUCUGCUCCCCCAGCCAUGGUGCAGAGCUGCACCGGGGCCUCCUGAGCAGGAGCAAAGCCUUGCUCAUCCUGAGCAGUAGAGGAAUUUGGUUACCUCUAGAGAAAAGCCGUGCAGCAAAGCCCAGCUCCUGCCUGGGACAAAGCCUGAGAAGAGGGGCCGGGGCCUGGGCAGGGGGAAGGAAACCUCUGCCCCUUGUUCAGCACCAGGCGAAGGCGGGCAGCGCGUCGCUUCUAGUGCUGCUGAGCCAAAGCCUCGUGCAGGGUUGCCCUGGGCGCAGGUGAGCGUGCCCGAGGCAGGAGCCAGCAUUCGGCAAGGACCCGCUCUGGGAGCCAGCAGAGUCUGGUGGCCCCGGCUUAUCGGUGUGUGGGGGCAGGCAGGACCCCCCCACAUCCCCCCCCCGUCGGGGGUAACAGCCCUUCCCUGCCCAGAGCUGAGCUGCUCCUGUCCCUGCAGGCUCCGGCAGAGCUGCUCUCGGCCAGGCGCUUGGGUUUUGCCCUGUCUGUCUCCAAUACACGGAGCCUCAUGAGAGCUCCAGACUGGGGUGCCGGCUGGGAAGUCCGUUCCACCCCCUCACAAGCCAAGUCUACAUUUACUUUCAUUCCUUCCUCUCUUGGAACAGUUGGAAAAGCAAGCGCAGAGGAAGGGGAGCAGGAAUCUAACUUCAGGAGGUGGAGUAUUUUUUCUUUGCUUGACCAGAUAGGCUAUCUUGGACUUUAGAAACUCCAGUAAUGAGUCUGCCAAAGCAGAUGUGUUCCUUUAGAGAACAAAUCAGCACUUUCUAUUUGAAAUGCAUUUGAUGGAAACAUUUCCAACCAGCAGUAAGAUUUUUAGACCAGUGAUGCUGCUCAUCGGGCAUUUAACCUGCCUGCACUGACCCGUGGAGGGGUGGCUGCGUUUCACCUGCUGCCCGAGGCUCAGCCUCCUGCCUGGGGCUGGUCCGAGCUCUGGAAAAGGGACAGGACCUGCCCAGCCACCGCCGGACUGACCCAGCUCGCAGUUCUAAAGAGGAGGAAAACAUUGAAGAUGAAGAUGACUUGACCAGCUGCAGGCUCGGACCUGUGCAGCUCUCGGCCAGGUGGUGAACUGGAAUCUGACCGUUAAGCUUUCAGAGGUGUUAAUUAUUUGCCAUAUACUUGAAUGUAUGAGCUUAUUUAUUUUUUACAUGUGCAUUUGCUAAUGUCAUUUUAGUGGGGAAUUUCCAACCCACAGGUACUUUUUUUUCUAAAAAAAAAAAAUAAUCUGCCAAAUGAAUUAAUAUAUUAGAAAUGAAUACAGCUCAAGGGGAAGGGGGAGUUGUGCUUAAUAAAUAUUUGUGUCUAAGCUUCAGUGA
Tyto alba (common barn owl) is the source of this 4857-nucleotide messenger RNA. It is a transcript of the gene GPSM1, whose product is annotated as G protein signaling modulator 1. Gene Ontology annotation, molecular function: protein binding; GTPase regulator activity. Bases 749 to 2866 code for a protein of 705 amino acids. The transcript has 14 exons. Lineage: Eukaryota; Metazoa; Chordata; Aves; Strigiformes; Tytonidae. The record is from RefSeq and is a predicted model, not a curated record.